AUGUCUGUGCAUGUCCCAGUCAACAAUGCUGAGUACAUAGGAGCAGAGGAGAGGAAGCUGCGUUCUCGCGAUGCAGCCAGAUGCAGGCGGAGUCAGGAAACUGGAGUGUUUUAUGAACUGGCUCACACUCUGCCGCUCCCCCGCCGAGUCUGCACGCACCUGGACAAAUCCGCCAUCAUGAGAGCCGCCCUCAGCUUCCUGCGGAUGCACCGCCUCCUCCGACCUGCAGGUGAGAAGCAGCAGGAGGAGGACUCUGUAGAGGAGGAGGAUCCAAUGGAUGCUUUCUGUCCUCAGGCGCUGGCUGGCUUCAUCAUAGUGAUGACUGAGGAGGGAGACAUGAUUUACCUGACUGAAAACGUCAGCAGACACAUCGGCAUCACACAGGUAAGAACACAACCUGAGCUCUGUUCAGAAAGCAAGUUUAACGAACUCUGGGUCUAAAGGCAUAUGCACACUAAGUUUUUUUUGUGUUUUUUCUUAUACUUUUUUUA
Plectropomus leopardus (leopard coralgrouper) is the source of this 491-nucleotide messenger RNA. The record is from RefSeq and is a predicted model, not a curated record. NCBI's taxonomy places the organism in Eukaryota, Metazoa, Chordata, Actinopteri, Perciformes, Serranidae.